Aspergillus melleus is the source of this 921-nucleotide messenger RNA. RefSeq names its product BAR domain-containing protein (gene GVP36). Lineage: Eukaryota; Fungi; Ascomycota; Eurotiomycetes; Eurotiales; Aspergillaceae. The transcript has 5 exons. The record is from RefSeq and is a predicted model, not a curated record. The coding region runs from base 1 to 921 and encodes 306 amino acids. Gene Ontology annotation, molecular function: protein binding. Gene Ontology annotation, cellular component: cytoplasm.
AUGGAUAAGUUUCAGGCGUUCGGAAAGAACCUGAGUGCGAACUUUUCGCCCUUCGCUGCGCGCACGCAGCAGAUGAUUAAAGAGCAGCUGGGCCAGGCCGAAGACCGCACCCAACUCCCCGAUGAGUACAUCGAGCUCGAGAAGCGCGUGGAUGCGCUGAAGCUGGUCCACCAGAAGCUUCUCCAGGUGACCUCCCAGUACUCCAACGAAGCUUACGACUACCCCCCCAACAUCCGUGAAUCCUUCAACGACCUCGGCCGCACCAUCAGCGAGAAGGUCCAACUUCUCUCCCAGGCCGCCUCCCCCGCCGAGGCGCAGGCUGCGCUGUCCGCUCCCCCCGUCGACAAGCCGCAGCCCAAGACCUUCAACCACGCCAUUGCCCGCGCCUCGCUGUCGGGGUCCCAGACGCUGGCGCAGAACUCCACCACCGGCGAAGAUCCCCUGGCCUCGGCGCUGGAGAAGUAUGCCCUCGCGUCGGAGAAGGUCGGCGAGGCCCGUCUGUCGCAGGACGCCCAGAUCCAGUCGCGCUUCUUGGCCGGAUGGAACACCACGCUGAACACGAACCUGAUGUUCGCGGCUAAGGCCCGACGCAACGUCGAGAAUGCCCGUCUCAUGCUGGACUCGGUUAAGGCGAGCAAGAAGGCCCAGGCCAGAGGUGAUCUGGACAACCUGAGCGAGGAGGCCCGUGCCGAGAUCGAGCAGGCCGAGGAUGAGUUCGUCGGUCAGACUGAGGAGGCUGUCAGCGUGAUGAAGAAUGUCCUCGAUACCCCCGAGCCCUUGAGAAACCUGGCGGAUUUGAUCGCCGCGCAGCUGGAGUUCCACAAGCGGGCAUAUGAGAUUCUCAGUGAGCUGGCUCCUGUGGUCGAUGGCUUGCAGGUUGAGCAAGAGGCCAGCUACCGCAAGAGCCGUGAGGGAGCUUAA